Molecule: messenger RNA, 1226 nt
Organism: Nymphalis io (European peacock)
Lineage: Eukaryota; Metazoa; Arthropoda; Insecta; Lepidoptera; Nymphalidae
Product: omega-amidase NIT2
Exons: 6
Coding region: 224-1060 (278 amino acids)
Biological process (GO): oxaloacetate metabolic process; L-glutamine metabolic process
Cellular component (GO): mitochondrion
Molecular function (GO): omega-amidase activity
Source: RefSeq, a predicted model, not a curated record
UCUGACAACAUCGAGACCACUGUGGCAAACAUUCUUACUUCUCAGUUUGACUGAUCAGUUUCUAUUUUUUAGACUGGGGAUAUUAUAUUAUAAUAUUAAUUAUAGUAAUAAUACAUCAUACUUAUGUACGAUAAAACGUUUUUAUAAACAUUAGACGUGUUCAUAACUUUUUAUAUUUGAAAUUAGUCGGUGAUAAUUUACUUCAAUCUACAACUAUUCAAAUAUGUUAAAAAAAGGUUUUAAAAUAGCUCUAAUACAAUUGGCAGUGGGCCCGGACAAAGCAAAAAAUGUUGCAUCUGCUGUCAGUGAGAUACACAAAGCUAAGGAAAAGGGUGCACAACUGGUAGCCCUACCAGAGUGCUUCAAUUCUCCUUAUGGGACAAAAUAUUUUGAUGAGUAUGCUGAAGAAGUGCCUUCUGGUGCAACAUGCAGAGCAUUGUCCAAAGCUGCAGCUGAGGCAGGUGUGUGUGUUGUGGGGGGGACUGUCCCCGAGAGAUGCGGCGAUAAGCUGUACAACACGUGCACAGUGUGGGACGGUAGUGGGAAACUAUUGGCCCAGCAUAGAAAGAUGCAUCUCUUCGAUAUCGACAUUCCAAACAAAAUAACUUUCAAGGAGUCGGAGGUUUUGAGCGCUGGUGACCAAAUCACCACAUUCGAAUACCAAGGAGUUAAGAUCGGCAUCGGAAUUUGCUACGAUUUGCGUUUUCCGGAAUUGGCCCACCUUAUGGCCAAGCAAGGAUGCUCGCUGCUCGUGUACCCGGGGGCCUUCAACAUGACGACGGGCCCCAAGCACUGGGAGCUACUGGCGCGCGCGCGGGCCAACGACGAGCAGCUGUGGGUGGCGCUGGUGAGCCCCGCGCGAGACCCCGACGCCGGCUACGUGGCGUGGGGGCACUCGGCGCUCGUGGACCCGUGGGCCACGCUCGUGGCGCAUCUGGACCACAGGCCAGACACCCUCGUCGCGGACCUCGAUUUAAGUUUGGUAGAAGAGGUCCGAAAACAAAUACCAAUUAGAGUUCAGAGACGAACGGACAUCUACGACACGAUCCAUAAAAAGUAAUGAAAUAUAAUAUCAAGCUGUAAACCAAAAAUUAAUCACUUAUAUUAAUGCUACAAAAGAAUUGAAACUAUUGUUUCUAAUAUGUAAUUUUAUUUAAUGUUUACAUUUUUACUAUUGUAUUUGUACAGUGGAUAUUUUUUUAAUGUUAAUAAAUAAUAUAUUUAGA